Molecule: messenger RNA, 1116 nt
Organism: Exophiala oligosperma
Lineage: Eukaryota; Fungi; Ascomycota; Eurotiomycetes; Chaetothyriales; Herpotrichiellaceae
Exons: 3
Coding region: 1-1116 (371 amino acids)
Source: RefSeq, a predicted model, not a curated record
AUGCCGUUUAUCUAUGGAGAGCUAGAGGGCACUGCAUUCAGAAGGCUUCAGAGAGAGAUUUCACAGUUAUCCGAGCCAGAUUCUUAUCAUUCGAUGGCUGUUUCUCGGAUCAAGUCGCUGGAGGGACACCUUCGCUUCGUCGGUAACGAGUCCGCAGUGGCAAAUCACCCUCCUCGCCAUGGAUUACAUUGCCAUGGCCAUGGUCGUGAGGGUCGACGGAGUCUUCUUGUUCCUACGCUUCCGGAAAAAUGCUCGACGAUCAACGCCAAAAGGAGCUGCUCGAGAAAACAUGACACGGGUCCUUCCACCGAAGCUCGUGAGAAGACCUCUAGAGAUUACAUCAAAACGGGCAGGGGCGUUAUCACGGACCAAACAUGCUUGCUUCCGACCUCAAUGAACAAGGAAAAUGUUGACUACGUGGUGAUCUUCUACUCGAAAGUCUUGGCCAAGUACAUGGGAGAUGAACGGACAUUUCGGACGGACAACAAAACCUACCCCGACGCUGUUUUCGAUGUCUGCAAGCAAUCAGAGCUUGACUCGAAGGACUCACAGAGUGUCAGAAGUGAACUCUAUCAGCUGCAUCAUGCUUCCACAGAGAAGGCCAUUCUUCAGUAUAGGAACGCGCAAGCCAAAUUAAACAGCACCAUUCACAUUAUCACUUGUAGUAACGACGAACAUCGAAAGUGGGACAGUGACUUGGAAUGGGACGCCGACUUCAUGAACACUCAAUCUAGCAAUGUUCGCAUUCAUGUCGAGCCUGAACAAGAAUAUCGAAAGUUUUUCGAGCUCUUGUUGCAAUUGGGAUCCAACGAAAAGGAUGGAGAGUUCAGUAAGACCAUGAAAGACUGCUUUACAAGGUGCUUGGAUUCCCUGCGAGCGAACGUGGACGAAGACCAGUAUCGCAUUGUGUCAAUGCGCAAUAUCACCCAGAGCUGGAGUGGCCUCAGCAGCCAAUGGGAAAAGCUGGACAGACCUCUGACUCCAGAGCGUCUUCGGGACGACUUGAUGCUAUUCUCGAAGAUCGACUGUGCCUUACUGGGCCGAGUCACUGGUGGAAGGUUGCCGUGGUAUAUUUGCGAUAUCGAUCUUUCUCUAUCAACCCCUGGCGAAAUGUGA